AUGGAAAGCUUCCUCAGGGAAUGGAGGCAAGAUGCCCUCAACAAGGCGCAAUACGAAUCAGCUAUCUUUAUCGGCGACAAGCUGCUGGCAUUGACCAAUGACGACCAAGACGCAUUCUGGUUGGCCCAAGUCCACUUCGCGACAGGAAACUACACUCGCGCCCAAGCAUUUCUCUCGAGCCAAAACCUCAUAUCACGAAACCCAUCAUGCCGCUACCUCGCCGGCCAUUGUCUCAUCAAGCAAUCCCGAUUUGAUGAAGCUCUUUCCGUUCUCGGCGACCGCAACCCGACGCAUCUCAUAACCAACGGCGCGAGCAACAAGCGUAAAACACAGCCGCGCCAAACACGACGUCGCGACCCAGUUGCGGAGGAAGAGGCAUCCAACAGGAGAUAUGAAGCAGCCAUGUGCUUCCUGCGAGGCAUCUGCUAUGCGAAGCAGAAUUCGUUUGACCGCGCAAAGGAAUGCUAUAAAGAUGCAGUACGGAUCGAUGUCCAGUGCUUUGAAGCGUUUCAGCAGCUCAUGAACAAUAAUCUGUUGUCGCCAGACGAAGAGUGGCAGUUCCUUGAGAGUCUGGAUUUCGACGCAAUCCAUGUGUCAGGCGAUGCGUCGGCUUCUCAGCAAGCGGCUGAGUUUACAAAGAUGCUCUACACGACACGUCUAUCUAAAUAUCGGAAUCCUGCAGCGUUCGAGACAGCGUACGACUCUCUGUCAACACAUUAUCACUUGGCGUCGAACCCUGAUCUACAGCUUGCACGGGCGGAUCUUUUGUAUACGCAGUGCCGCUACCGGGAUGCGCUGAACAUCACGAACGGGAUUCUACAAGAGGACAAAUACAACUUUAGUGUGUACCCGGUACACUUGGCUUGCUUGUUUGAGCUCAAGGAGAAGAACUUACUAUUCUUGAUUGCACACGAUCUAGCGGACAGCCAUCCCGAAGAGCCAUGCUCAUGGCUCGCAGUUGGUAUUUACUACUUCUCAAUUGGCAAGAUUCCAGAGGCGCGACGGUACUUUAGCAAGGCGAGUAUGAUGGAUGCGCACUUUGGACCAGCGUGGAUAGGUUUCGCACAUACGUUCGCAGCCGAGGGCGAGCACGACCAAGCGAUUUCGGCGUAUUCGACAGCGGCGAGACUAUUCAUGGGUACUCAUCUGCCCCAGGUGUUUUUGGGCAUGCAGAAUCACGCCCUCAACAACAUGACACUUGCGGAAGAAUUCCUUAAAACUGCUUACGGUCUCUGCAAAACGGAUCCGCUAUUAUUGAACGAGAUGGGCGUUGUGAAAUACCACCAAGACAAACCCAAGGAGGCAGCACAAUAUUUUACAGCAGCGCUUAAGAUCGCUGAUGAUAUGGAUAGUGAUCCUUCAGCAUGGUUAGCGGCCAGGACGAAUCUUGGCCACGCAUUCCGAAGACUACGGCACUUUAACCGAGCUCUGGCCGAGUUUGACGAGGUGUUGAGACAGGGAGGAAAAGAUGCAGCUAUCUUCAGUGCAAAAGGUCUCAUUCUGAUGGAGCAGAACAAACCCGAGGAAGCAGUGACGGUCUUACAUGAGGCGUUGGCGGUUAAUCCGCAGGACAGUAUUGCGACAGAGCUGCUUAACAAGGCGUUAGAGGAGACGAUACUGCAGGACGGUGCGGCGGAGUCUGAAGCCGAAGAUUUGAUCGAGUUUGAACGUAUGCUGGGACAGCAAAAGCACGAUGCGGCUGUAAAGGUGAAUGGUGGUCGAAGAACAGUAGGAAGAAUGGAGAAGGGCAAGGGAAGAGUGAGACGAUCACGGAGGAUGACAGUACUGGAGGAUGAGAACGAUUCAGAGGAGAAAGAGGACAGUAUGAUGGAAAUGACCGAUGAUGAUUAA
This is a messenger RNA of Fusarium pseudograminearum CS3096, 1851 nucleotides long. RefSeq lists its product as uncharacterized. Gene Ontology annotation, molecular function: protein binding. Gene Ontology annotation, biological process: cell division. Bases 1 to 1851 code for a protein of 616 amino acids. The record is from RefSeq and is a predicted model, not a curated record. The transcript is spliced from 2 exons. Lineage: Eukaryota; Fungi; Ascomycota; Sordariomycetes; Hypocreales; Nectriaceae.